Microthlaspi erraticum is the source of this 630-nucleotide messenger RNA. The record is from the annotation of a GenBank genome assembly. Lineage: Eukaryota; Viridiplantae; Streptophyta; Magnoliopsida; Brassicales; Brassicaceae.
AUGGCACUCAGUUUCGCAGAUAGGUCUCAGAUGAAGAAUCAGGCAGAGCACGUCUCAGAUGAAGAUGCUUUUGAAUCUGCUGCUGUCUUAGCGGCUGAGCUGAUAAGCUACGCACGGCUUUCACUUAAGCUGGACAGUGAGCGUACUGACCUCACUGUGAGAGACUGCUUGGAGUUUGCGAUAAAAAACGGGAUACCGAAAGCAGAGGACUGGCCACUGUUAGGAUCUACGGUCAAGAAGCCACCACCAUCGUACAAGCCUGCUCUGGUUUCCAUGAAAGGAAAAGUGGUUGAGCAUGAGGAGUUGGGAGAGGCACGUGAGUCGUUGAAGUACCAGGCGGUGGAAGCAAAGCUGCAUGUGUUCAGUCCACAAAUUGAGCUUCAACAAGACGCAAUUUACUUUGGAGCGUCAGGUGAGGCAGCCAAGUAUGUGGGACUUAGAGAGGGAAUCAUAGUUGCAGUGGAGAAGAUCUAUGGAAAGUCGAUUGCAACUGUGAAGGUUUGGUACAAGAAGCAGUUUAUCACUGUCAAGGUGCCUUUGAGCAGUGGGUUUGCCUCUGAGGACAUAGAGUUACACUACUACUUGUUGACUUUUGGGGUCCCGUGCCUAUCCAGAGAGAUUUUAUCUUAA